AUGGAACCCUCGUUGCAGAAGGCGCUCUUUGAUCGCGUGUAUGAUAAGCGAAAAGCGGCGGCGCUCGAUCUGGAGCGGCAAGUGCGCGAUUGCGUGUCGCGGGGCGACCGUGCACGCGUCACACAGAUUGUGCAGCAGCUCUGCACCUUUCUCACGCAACCGGCGCAACAGAAUGCCAACGCACGCAACGGCGGUCUGAUUGGCCUCGCAGGAAUUGGUAUCGCGCUCGGACAAGAGAUUGCCGCGUACCUCGACCAGUUUAUCGACCCGGUCCUGGCAUGCUUCAGCGACCCGGACCCCAAGACGCGCUACUUUGCAUGUGAGUCGUUCUACAACAUCGCCAAGGUGUGCAAAGGCGAGAUCCUCGUCUACUUCAACCAGGUAUUUGUCGUCCUCGCGCGCCUCGCAGCCGACUCGGAGGUGUCGGUGAAGAACGGCGCGGAGCUGCUCGACCGCCUCUUCAAGGAUAUCGUGUGCGAGGCCGCACCGCACUACGUGUCCGUUUACCAGGACGUGGCACGCGUGCGUGCAAAGCAGGACCAGUCAGCGGGGUAUGCGGGAGGGAGCGACGAACUGAGCGUCGCGCGUGAAAAAGCCGAGCACCAGCGGUAUAUGCACGAGAUCCACGAGCAACACGACGUGCGCAACACGACGAUGAACAAGGCAUUUUCUUUGGCACGCCUCAUGCCGCUGCUUGCCGAAAAGAUGCAGGUCGUCUCGCCACUCACCCGCAACUAUCUCGUGAGCUGGAUCGCGGUGCUGGACUCGGUGCCGGACCUGCAGCUGGUCAGUUACCUCUCCGUCUUUCUCCCUUUUCUGUUCCAGUACCUUGCGGACCCGAACACGGACGUGCGCGUAGCCACCGCCGAGGUUCUCGCCAACUUUUUGCGCGAGAUCCGCGAGGCGGCGCAGCACACUGACCAGACGCCAGCAAACGCACAGGGGGCGCCGGACGUCAAAGAGGAGAAGAGCAAGCAGGAGAAGGAGGACAAGCCCACUUCCGAAGACGACGACCUCAUUUGGAUCCACACGCACGGCGUGCGCAUCGAGUACGAUGCAAUUUUUGAAAUUCUUCUCGAGCAGAUUGCGAGCAACGACGAAGAGAUCCAGGCGACGAUCUUUGAGUGGAUCACCGAGUUUUUGCACGUCGUCCCUUCGAUGGUGAUCCCGUUUACGCCGCGCCUCAUUUCGGCGAUUCUCCCGUGCCUCGCACACCCCGCGCCUGCGAUCCAGACUGCGGCGAUCGAGACGAACAAGCAGCUCUUCCACGCCAUUGAAAAACUGCCGCCGCCGCCCUCGCACGACGACGAGCAGGCGAGCGCGGCACCGGCGCCGGCCGUGUACUCGGAUGCAGUCAACUACUUCCAGACGGCCAACGCCUUGAAGCAGCACCUGCUCGAUCAGAACGAUAAGACGCGUCUGAACGCGCUCGAGUGGCUCAUCAUGCUCCACCGCAAGAGCCCGACAAAGCUCUUCUCGAUGGAGGAUGGGAGCUUCUCGUUCCUGCUAAAGGUGCUCUCGGACCCCAGCGAAGAGGUGAUUCUGUGCGACCUGCGCCUGCUCACGCAGGUCUGCAGCAAGUCGGACUCGCGCCACUUUAAGCUGUUUAUCAAGGAUCUCUUGGAGCUCUUCCGCUCGGAUCCCAAGCUGCUCGAGACGUGGGGCAGUCUGAUUAUCCGUCAGCUCUGCACGUCGCUCGAGACAGAGCGCGUGUUCUGCACGCUCGCCUCCUCGCUCGAAUCGUACGACGACCUGGAGUUUGCGAGCGUCAUGGUCCAGAACCUCAACAUGAUCCUGGUCGCCUCGCCAGAGCUUGCGGCCUUCCGCCGCCGGCUGCGCAUGCUCGACCAGAAAGAGAACCAGUCGCUGUUUGUCGACCUGUACCACUGUUGGUGCCACAAUGCCGUGUCGGUCUUUUGCCUGUGCCUCUUGACGCAGGCGUACGAGCACGCAUAUGAUCUGCUGCGGAUCUUUGCCGAGUACGAGGUCUCGCUUACGAUGCUCAUCCAAAUCGACAAGCUCGUCCAGCUCCUCGAAUCGCCCAUUUUCACGGCGCUUCGCCUGCAGCUCCUCGAGCCGGAGACGAACCCGUACCUCUUCAAGUGCUUGUACGGUCUCAUGAUGCUCCUCCCGCAGAGCUCGGCCUUCUCGACGCUACGCAACCGCGUGCACGCGGUCAACGGCCUCGGUUUCCUCCCGCCGGCCGCACGCACCUCGGCGCCGCCCAACGCACCGGGCCGCAGCCGCGCGCCAAAGGCGGAUAUCCCGUGGGCCGAUCUCCUAGCCCACUUCCGCAAGGUCCAGGGGCACCACGAGCAGGCGCGCGAACAGAACGCAUCGCGCACCGACCCCGCACUCGCAGACGUCGCAAGCCGCGAGCUCCCGGCGCCCGCAGUGCCGUCAAUAGACGCGCCUCCGCUCACGGGCCGCGUCCGCCGCCGCCCGAACGAGCCGGCGCUCUUUUCGGGCAGCCGCAGCGCCACGACGCCACUCAAUACCUCGGCGCGCGGCACGCCGACCGACGAGCACGGGCCGGCGCAUGGCCUGCGUGCGCCGUGGGGCGCCAGUGCAUCGCACGAGCGCACAUCGCGACCCAACAGCCGUGCGACUCGACAGUAG
Molecule: messenger RNA, 2619 nt
Organism: Malassezia japonica
Lineage: Eukaryota; Fungi; Basidiomycota; Malasseziomycetes; Malasseziales; Malasseziaceae
Exons: 3
Coding region: 1-2619 (872 amino acids)
Biological process (GO): phosphatidylinositol biosynthetic process
Cellular component (GO): PAS complex; endosome membrane; fungal-type vacuole membrane
Molecular function (GO): protein binding
Source: RefSeq, a predicted model, not a curated record